GGGCCUGCUCCAGCUUUGGUUUCACCGCAUGGUAUAGGUUUUUUCUCCAGCUUUGGAUUUCCAGCUGCCGCCUGCUGGAGCAUGCGGCUUUGAGCACAUUGUUCUAGUAGCACUGGAACACUGCCAUUUUCCCUCCAGCACUGCCAUGGACGAGGACAGGGCACGCCAUCAUGGCAGACACUCGGAGCUAGGUGGCCCGACCGGCAGCGGAGGAGAUGAUCUCUUCAUCGCCCUUCCCGACGACGUGAUCAUCUUAAUCCUUGUCCGCCUCCGCUGCUCCCGUACCGCUGUGCGCACCGGCGCCCUCUCGCGCCGGUGGCUUGGCCUCUGGAGCCACCUCCCAGACCUCGUCUUCCGUGACGUCGCACCAGGCUCGCUCCUAGCGGCGCUCUCCUCCCUCGGGGCGUGUGGCGUGCCCAUCUCCCUUCUAGACAUCGAUGUCCCUGCAGCAGUACAAGACAAGGUACGUGCCAACCAUGUCGGUACAAGGACAGGUCUCCGGUCAUCAUUAAGAUUAAGAAGACGACCCGCCAGCUAUGUCUCCUCAUUGCUCCGUGCCGCUGGAAAGUUCUCGCCAGCAGCAUUCCGCUUCAAUCACCCGCACCAGCUAGAGAAGCCGUUCCUCGACGUGGACUUGUCCACUUGCUUCCAGGGCACCACUUCGAUUGAGCUGCACGCAAAGUUCCUCUGCUUCCCUGACCCACAGUCCGAGCUCCCCGCGCUCCAGAGACUCUCCCUCUCCGGCUGCUGCAUCAGCCUUGCCUCCUUGGUCCCCCUCUGCCCGCGCCUGCAUAUGCUUAGGGUGGCGGACGCUUUCCUCCAACCCGAUGGCUUCGCCAUCCGCUCGGCGUCGCUGCAGGAGCUCGUCGUGGAGAACAAUGUCGUUAAGUCAACGAUCCAAUGUAUCCACAUCAUUGUUGACGCCCCUGUGCUCAAGCGAUUCACCAUGUCCCUCCGCACCCGCGGUGACCUCAGCAUAUCCGUCUCGGCACCACUAGUGGAUAAGGUCUCGUGGCGGUGCUUGUAUACUGGAUCAACCGCCGGGCUUGGCCUCUGGGGACUCUCCACAGUGAGAUUAGAGACGGAGGAGAGCAAAGGAGCACAGGAGGAAGACGAUGUCCCUCGUGUCCAUGUCUUGUGCCUACACAUGUUUGCCAGAACAUAUCCACGUGGUUAUUCAAACGAUCAGCUCGGCUUUGCGAUGGAGAUAGAGAAACAUAUGAUUACGGAUUUCUCUGGCUUAGAGGUGCAUCUCAUAACAACAGAACAUGUGUUUGGAGCAUUUCUGUUGCGGCUACUUGGGAUGCAUCGGAUUCGCACUGCUACAAGAAGCCUUAAAAUCGUCCUACAAAGAUUUGUGAUGAAAGACAGAUGUACACCCCUGGUGAAUUGUUCUUGUGAUGAGCCAAAGGACUGGAGAGCGCAGACAAUCUCUUUGGCCAAUCUUGAAAAGGUGGAAAUUAAACAAUUCAAUGGGCAGGAUCAUGAGUUUGAUUUCUUGAAAUUGAUAUUUCGAUGUGCGCCAAUGCUUAGAAGAGUCGCCCUGGAGCUGACAAAAGGGUUCACUCCAGAUAAUGAUUGGUGCACAGAAAUACACAGCAUCUUCAUGGGGUAUCCUUCUGUGGAAUGCACCGUUGAUCGUCCAGGGUCGAUGCACCACAGGCCAAGCUGUGUGUCAACAUGAUUCUAAUCAUUAGAUUUGCAGAUUCGUAGUGAUUAUCGACAAGAUCAUCUUCUCGCGAGCGGGCCUAACUCCACCAUCUUACUUGAGAAUUCUGCUUGGUCAUCUGGAUGGAUAAAAUGAGCUGCCCAGGUGUUACUUUGCGAGCGUACAUGGUGGAGCCGCAUGAAAUGUUGUGCUGGUGGUCUUAAUGAAAGAUUGAAUUGUAGCCGUACGUGGCCUAUAAGUUGCCAUUGUUAAUCCUUGAAGAAAAGCAUCGAAGCCUACAUAGUAUUGUUUCA
Molecule: messenger RNA, 1962 nt
Organism: Lolium perenne
Lineage: Eukaryota; Viridiplantae; Streptophyta; Magnoliopsida; Poales; Poaceae
Molecular function (GO): protein binding
Source: RefSeq, a predicted model, not a curated record